Messenger RNA from Stylophora pistillata, 1515 nucleotides. RefSeq lists its product as uncharacterized. Lineage: Eukaryota; Metazoa; Cnidaria; Anthozoa; Scleractinia; Pocilloporidae. The record is from RefSeq and is a predicted model, not a curated record.
UACGAAGUACAUUAAAUUUCUUCUCUAUAUCAUGAAUGGGUAAAGAAUUGGGACUAAAAACUUCUCAUCUGUGUUCUAACAAUAUCAGCUAUGACUUACAUAUUUAUUUCGAUCCUCACGUGAACUGCAGUGCUUCAAUAGAUACUUAUUUCUACAGCGAUUUGAGAUCUAAUUUUUAAAUGAGGAUGCUGGAGUUUUCUUAUUGCAUGGAGGCAGAGUCUAAAAAUACUGAAAUCGUGGCAAACCGUUUCGAAACGUCAGAUUCAACCAAUACUUUUGAAAGUGAAUGAACUGGUCAAUUACUCGUUAAGGAACUACAUAUCUAUUUAUUGACGAUGCUCAACUUCAUAGGACCUUUCAAAUGGGAAAAGAAAAGUCGCAGAUAUCUAUAGAAAGACACCCAACUUUUGUGACUUUGGAGUGUUAAUAUUUUUGAAAACAGUGAUAUGUAAAAUCGCUGGAUACCGACUAUGUCUCGUUUGACGUCAUACUUCAUAUUGAAAACAUUAGACUAAUGAGAUUAGAAGUGAUAUUUCUGGUUUGAACAAUAUAAAUGACAGCGUCUGGAUCCAACUUCCUGUGCUAAAACCCUACCUACUGCGCAGUUAAGUUCAAUGCAGUGAAAAAUUAGGAAUCAGUGCUUUAGAAGAAAACUCCCCUUAACUUUGCGAUCAGCUGCCACGGAGUGUGAAACUGUUGGAAGAAUUAAAUUUAUGUAUACUGAGAAAAAUAUUUUAUUUCUGCGUGAAGGUAAUUUCAAAGUGCUCUUUGCCUUGGCGAUGCCCGAAGAGGAAGUUCAGCCGCUCCUGAAAGUGUGCUCAUAUUCUAACCCGAGGUUUGGAGAGGCAAAGAUAAAGAUGAGGCUGCCAUUGAACAAAUUCCUGUCAGCAUGUUACAGUCUGUUGCUUUGUUGGCAAGUGAUUGGGACUUGUUUAUACUUUAUUCGUGGCGUUAAGUGUUUCAGAGAGAAGUCCUCAACGUUUCUUUGUGAAAGAAAUGCAGCUUUCCUGUACUCGGAAGAACUUGAACUCCUUUGGCUCACCACUCAGGCCAUUCUCGUCGUCAUCGUCAUUGCCUCGUUAUCACGGAUUCCAGGGUUCCUCGGCCUCAAGGCAAUCUUCAACCGGUUGAGAUGCGUUCCCUCAUUUUUUACAUUAGUUCUUUUUCUCAUUAUUGCUCUCUCUAGAGACGUUAUGCUAAUAGUAGCAUCUCCCAAAACUUUUCUUACCGUGGCGAUUCUAAUCGGGUUUACUCUGAAAUAUUCCCUGACAGUUUUAGCCGUAGUGAUGCUUAAUCAUACAAAGCUGAAUACUUUAAAGCAUCGAUAUCCCUUCUACGUGUUCGUAUUUUCGAAAUUGACGUUUUUCGUGAUUUUUCUCGCAAAUUUGAUCCAUUUCGUGAUCUCGCUCAUUGCAAUAACUUUCAACGUUCAAAGUUUUCCUGCAACUAUGAGUUCAGCAAACUCGUCGGAUUUUCAUGUGGUGAAUCAAUUGUUACAAGACUUUGGCGUUGUCA